Messenger RNA from Phaeoacremonium minimum UCRPA7, 714 nucleotides. Its product is annotated as putative uracil phosphoribosyltransferase protein. The record is from RefSeq and is a predicted model, not a curated record. Bases 1 to 714 code for a protein of 237 amino acids. The transcript has 3 exons. Lineage: Eukaryota; Fungi; Ascomycota; Sordariomycetes; Togniniales; Togniniaceae.
AUGUCUCUCCCGUCCAAUGUCCACGUCUCCAAGCAUCCGUGCUUGUUGGCGAAGCUGAGCCAAUUACGCUCCAAGAGCACCAGUGCCAAAGAAACCAAGUCAUUGAUUCAUGAGAUCGCUUUCAUUGUUGGCUGCGAGGCGUUAGCUUCCGCCGUAGAGGUCUCUCCGGGGCCAAAGGAUGAAACGCCUCUCGGCUUCGAGUACACAACCAGCGUCAUCUCUCCGCAGACCAUCUCCCUCGUGCCAAUCCUGCGAUCCGGUCUGGGCAUGGUAGAAGCGCUUCAAACUGACCACCAGCAUCAACCAGCCAUCCAAACCCUCCUCCCCGACCCCGUCCCAGUGCACCACCUCGGCCUGUACCGCGAGCCCUCCACCCUCGAGCCCGUCGAGUACUACAACAACCUGCCCAACCACGUCUCCUCCUCCGGCGGCGAGGGCAGCCCCUCCAGCCUGGCCGUCAUCCUCGACCCCGUCAUCGCCACCGGCGGCACCUGCGCCGCCGCCAUCCAGACCCUGCGCGAGUGGGGCGCCCAGCGCGUCCUCGUGCUCGCCAUCACCGCCGCCCUCCCCGGCGUCACGCGCGCCGCCGAGGAGUGGCCCGAGGGCGUCGAGAUCUGGGUCGCUGGCGUGGAUGGCGAGCUGACGGAUCGCGGGAUGCUCAAGCCGGGCUUGGGCGAUGUCGGUGAUCGGCUGUUUUUGACUAUUGGGAAGUAG